UAAGAUUCGAUGUCCGCGAGACUUUAACUCCAUGCCUUGGCCAGUAGUUGGCCUUGACAAUGUAAGAAACACGAAAGAAAAAGAAAUAUGAAAGGCCUACCUAAAGUUCAACUACAGUUUAAGCCUACCUCAACUUCAACUAAGUUAAACAGUAACAUCUCAUAGCUUCCCGUAAGUGUCCUCGAAACUGUGUGCUUGGACUUAGAGACCUUGUUCCUGUGAUCAGAUUUCAUUAUUCUUUCUGGGUUUGAAUUCUUAAAGAAAAAAGAUGACAAAAGAUAGGAAAAUUGGUGUAGCUGUGGACUUUUCUAAGGGAAGCAAAUUAGCUCUCAAAUGGGCAAUUGACCAUCUGAUAGACAAAGGUGAUACUCUCUAUCUCAUCCAUGUCAAGGCCCAUCCGGGUGAUGAGUCUCGCAACCUUCUUUGGUCUACCACUGGCUCACCUUUGAUUCCUUUGGCGGAGUUUCGAGAGAAGGAGGUGAUGCAUAAUUAUGAGGUUGACCUUGAUCCUGAGGUUUUGGACUUGGUUGAUACUGCUUCCAGGCAGAAGCAGGUGACUAUUGUCGCAAAAAUUUACUGGGGCGAUGCCAGGGACGGACUAUGUGAAGCUGUUGGAGAUUUGAAGCUUGACUGUAUGGUCAUAGGUAGCAGAGGCCUUGGCACCAUCCAAAGGGUACUGAUUGGAAGUGUGAGCAACUAUGUGAUGGUAAAUGCAACUUGCUCCGUAACAAUUGUCAAGGUCCCUAGUGCUCAUGGAUUUUGAUCUGGAAGUCUGAUUUAGUUUUCUGCUAAGUAUUGUAUCUUUGAAAAUAACUUGUCAUCUUGUGUCUCUAGGGGGAUGUAUGGAUAUCUUGAUUCUCAGGUUCUGCUGAGAUCCUGAGAUUGCUUAGAUCAGUUCGAUGUUGUUGCUGUAAUUAAACUUUGUAUGUACAUGGACAUUGUUCAUGGUUGUAUUUAAUGACAAACUUUU
This is a messenger RNA of Durio zibethinus, 970 nucleotides long. Its product is annotated as universal stress protein PHOS32-like. NCBI's taxonomy places the organism in Eukaryota, Viridiplantae, Streptophyta, Magnoliopsida, Malvales, Malvaceae. The record is from RefSeq and is a predicted model, not a curated record.